GUAUCUUCAAUGCAUAGAAUUGUGAGUCUGUGGUCGUGUCCGCACAGUGCACGCCACCCCACCCACGCAUCAACGCACACAUCAGCAAAUAAAUGGAGACAGUCAUUCACAAGACAACAAGGCAUGCACACACACAAUGUACCAUAGGCAGCCAGCUACCGAAAGCCAGGCGGUACAGGAUACUCAGGGCUUUCCUCAUUCUUCCUUCUCCUCUCCGGUACUGGCCUCUCCUCCCCCUCCCCCUCCCUCGUGCUUCCUGUCUGCCCUCCCUCCCCCGUGCUGCCUUCCUCCUGCCUGAGAGACUCAUACACCUGCUUCCUCUGCUGCUGCCUCGCACGCUGCCUCCUCAGCUCAGCCCUGUCCAUCACCUUAAUGCCCUCCUCCUCGUCAAGCAGCUUCUCCAGCUGCUCUGUGACCUUCCUCUCCACCCGGCUCUCCAACGCACUCUGCAGCCCGUCGCUCACCCUCCUGUCCGCCGGCCUGCUGGUGGCACUCAGCCCAUCGAGCGUCUGCUGGAUCGCCCGGACGGUCUUGCUCUUCAUGGCCCUCUUGCGCAACGACUCGAGCAGCCGGGGGUUCUUCCCUCUUUCCUCCCGCUUGGCCAGUCGCUGCACAUAAGUGGCUACCAUCCACGCGUCAGACAUGAAGUAGCUCGUGUCGUUGACGCCUCCGUCCUUGCGAGCGAUGGUUGGGAAGUUGGGGAUCUUCUCUUUGACGUACUCGAGCACCUCGCUGCGGCUCUCGAGAAGACGGCCGGCGCGUGUGGCGAGGAACUCCCUGGCUGUGCGCAGGUAGACGGGGCGGGGCGACACGCCGAGCAGCCGCGGAAUGUCAUGCGAGAGGAUGCCGACCAGCUUCUGGAUCUCAGUGACCUUCUGCAGGUCCUUGCCCGGGUUGGGCACACGACUGUACUCCUGCAUACCAACCGUCCACUCGAGCAGCCUCUGGGGGUCGGCUGCCUGUGGCUGCUGGGCGUGCUGCGGGUGUUGCUGCGACAGCUCCUUAGUGAGCACUUGCAGCUGGCCCGUCUUCAGAACGUUGAGCACACCCAUAACCUCCACGGCCUUCUCGUUGACGUUGGGCAGACUCGACAGGUCGAUGAGGCCCACCUUCAGAGGCUUCGUGUCAUAAGUCAUGAGCGCAUACCCGGCGCAGUGACGCGACACGCAGAGGCCCAGCACCAGCCGCCUUCUCAGAUCCACGUUGGCGUGCGGCUGCUGCCCAUCGCCAUCAUCGUCGGCAUUGCUGUCGCUCUCUGGGGCGAAGAAGGGGCUGGGGCUGGUGGGAGAUGAGGAUGCAUCGGAGGAGAAGCCGCGUUGAUGAGAUAGAUGAGAUGAACAGCAUCUUCUGAUUUGCCGCCUUGAGGAAUGGAGCAGGCACAAAGAUCUUGCAGACGGCAACAUCGAUUGGGCCAGCGUACUCGCUUUGGGGGGGAAGAC
Vitrella brassicaformis is the source of this 1439-nucleotide messenger RNA. The record is from the annotation of a GenBank genome assembly. Lineage: Eukaryota; Vitrellaceae.